UCGCCUCGCGCGUGAUUUAAACCGAAGUUGCGAGCCGCCGCGAAGGAGAGUGGCAGUUGCGGAGACGAAGUCCGGUCGAGCUCCUCACGCAGGUGAGCGCGAUAACGCAAGCUUAUUUAAUAAUAAUAAUAAUAAUAAUAAUAAUAAUUUUCCCCAGCCGCUCAGGGAGGGGUGGUGAUGACGAGUCGUCUGUGGUUCCUCCACAAGCAGAUAAAACAGAAUUUUACCCUUUGGCCCGGGGCCAUGCAUUCAGACAGACCGUUGUCGCUUGGGCGGGUGUUCCCCAUAUUAUUAUUAUUAUUAUUAUUAUUAUUAUUAUUAUUAUUAUCGCUUGGGCGGUUGUUCCCCAUAUUAUAAUUAUUAUUAUUAUUAUUAUUAUUUAUUUAUUUAUUAUUAUUUAUUAUCAUCAUCAACAUUGUUGUUGUUUAGUCAUGUCCAACUCUUCGUGACCCCCUGGACCAGAGCACGCCAGGCACUCCUGUCUUCCACUGCCUCCCGCAGUUUGGUCAAACUCAUGCUGGUAGCUUCGACAACACUGUCCAACCAUCUCGUCCUCUGUCGUCCCCUUCUCCUUGUGCCCUCCAUCUUUCCCAACAUCAGGGUCUUUUCCAGGGAAUCUUCUCUUCUCAUGAGGUGGCCAAAGUAUUGGAGCCUCAGCUUCAGGAUCUGUCCUUCCAGUGAGCACUCAGGGCUGAUUUCCUUCAGAAUUGAUCGGUUUGAUCUUCUUGCAGUCCAUGGGGCUCUCAAGAGUCUUCUCCAGCACCAUAAUUCAAAAGCAUCAAUUCUUCGGCGAUCAGCCUUCUUUAUGGUCCAGCUCUCACUUCCAUCCAUCACUACUGGGAAAACCAUAGCUUUUACUAUACGGACCUUUGUUGGCAAGGUGAUGUCUCUGCUUUUUAAGAUGCUGUCUAGGUUUGUCAUUGCUUUUCUCCCAAGAAGCAGGCGUCUUUUAAUUUCGUGGCUGCUGUCACCAUCUGCAGUGAUCAUGGAGCCCAAGAAAGUAAAAUCUCUCACUGCCUCCAUUUCUUCCCCUUCUAUUUGCCAGGAUUUGAUGGGACCAGUGGCCAUGAUCUUCGUUUUUUUGAUGUUGUGCUUCAGACCAUAUUUUGCGCUCUCCUCUUUCACCCUCAUUAAAGGGUUCCUUAAUUCCUCCUCACUUUCUGCCAUCAAGGUUGUGUCAUCUGCAUAUUCGUCCGUAGAUCUCAGGGCGGUUCACAACAAUACGAUAUCUUUAUUGUCAUUGUCCCAUAAGGAACAAUGAAAUUGAAAAUCUACAUAAAACAUUCAAAAACCCCUAAAAACUCUGAAACUCUAUUUUAAAAUACAGUAUACUAUAGAGACUCCUUAUGAUGCGUUUAAAACCAGAAUUGCAUUUGCGUAGAAACUGUUUCUCAGGCGGCUAGUCCUGGUCUUUAUAACCCUAUACCUUCUUCCAGAAGGCAGAAGCUGAAAGAGAUUGUUUCUGGGGUGUGUACUAUUCUGCGCUAUCUCUGCAGCUUUCUUCUGGCACCUGACAGCAUAGAUUUGAUCUAAGGUGGGAAGAGUGCACCCAGUUAUUCUCUCUGCAGUCUUUACAACCCUGGACAGCAUUGUUUUUUCCCUGGCCGUGCAGCUCCCAAACCACACACACAGACCAUAAGUUAAUACACUCUCCACAGUACAAUGGUAAAAUGCCAUCAACAGGUCCUCCCCCUCUCCAGCCGUGAUUAAACCAACCACCGUUGUAUCAUCUGCAAACUUAAUGAUCUUAUUACUGGGGUAUUUGGGGGCACAGUCGGCUGUACAGAGCGUAUAUAAACGCAGGCUCAACACGCACCCCUGCGGCAUCCCCAUAUUCAUGAUAAAAUCCGCAGAGACAUAAGGCUCCUCUUUAUUCUCUCUUCGAAAACGCGUCAGUCUCCGGUGCUAUGACAGCCAGGAUGUGGGGCUCAGAUUUGCAAGCUGUCAGGAUCUCCUUUGCUUGCCGUGUUCCCAUAGCUCCGACCAGCCUCUAAACAGCUGCCCUCCUCUGUGCGGAGGACCCUGCUUUCCCUCUUUAGAUCAGUUGGCAGAGGCUCAGCUCCCGUGCUCCUCCUAGGCUCAUAGAAAUGGAUGGACGCGAUGCUUAGGACAGGACAGUGUACAUAGUCUACAGCUAUGUCUGAAGUGUGGGUCUGCAGGAUAAGGCUUUUUUUCAGUUGUGGUGUCAAAGCUUUGGGAAUGCCCUCUUGUUAAGCGAUCCUGGUGCUCAGCUCUUGUUUUUUUGGUCCCCUAACAGCUUAUCAAGCAAAAGCCGCAGGACAAUUUUAUUGGUGAAGCAAAAAAUGGAAAGUCCUGUAAGUAUAUGUCUCUUGAAUUCAUUCACUUGAAUUUUGGACUCAAGGUGGAUUAUACUAGUUUGUAGUUAAAGAAGAGAAUGAGGAAUCUAUUUCUAAAAGACAGACAGCUAAAUUUAUUUAUAAGCCCAGGAAUUUCCAGAUCAUAACUCUAAUAAUGCAUUAGUAGCUUUUAUACAGUGGUGCCUCGCAAGACGAAAUUAAUCCGUUCCGCGAGUGUCUUCGUCUAGCAGUUUUUUCGUCUUGCGAAGCAACCCGCUUAGCGGAUUAGCGCUAUUAGCGGUUUAGCGGCUAUUAAAGGCUUAGCGGCUUAGCUGCUAAAAGGCUAUUAGCGGCUUAGAAAAAGGGGGGGGGAGCGAAAAAAAAUCUCAAGACUCGCAAGACAUUUUCGUCUUGCGAAGCAAGCCCAUAGGGAAAUUCGUCCUGCGAAGCAACUCAAAAACGGAAAACCCUUUCGUCUAGCGGGUUUUCCGUCUUGCGAGGCAUUCGUCUUGCGGGGCACCACUGUAACUUGUUUAAAAAUGUUAACUAUAAAUUAACUAAUAAAAAGUCUAAACCGGCUUUUCUUGCUCGUUACAUUUAUAUUACACACAUAUCUACAUACCCAUACAUACUGUUUCACAGUUCUUGAUUGAUUGCUUUACAUACAAUGAAAAUGGGGUGGGGAGCAGUGUUCAAAAUUCCCAUUGUUCUAAGGGCAUUUUGCAACAGGGAAUUUCAUUAGUGCGAGCAGUUUCUGAGCUCUGUGCCUAAGAUUUCAGGUUAAAACUGCAGAGUGGAAGGAAAGGCGGACCUUUUUCUGCCUCCCCACUUCCAUCUGCUCUCUGAAGACUGGAGAAGACUUAAGAAUAUUAGGGGAGUGGGCAGGGGAAAGACUAGACCAAACAUGUCCAACAGGUCGACCGCAGUCGACAGGUAGAUCCCCUGCUGAUCGCAGUCAAUCGCGGGAUCCUUAUCGCUUGCAUUACUUAAAACUGGAAUGAAUGCCUCCGCUCUUUCGCUUUGGUUCAUCCUCCAAUGACAAUGGGGAGAUCCCUGCCAGUAUUUUUAUAUUGGGAGUAGAUUGCAGUCUCUUGGGAGUUGGACAUGCCUGGACUAGACCAUGUGAAAAAUGGACAUAAUAUUUUAGUUGCUGUUCAUUCAUUUUCAGCUUUGUAUUCUUGUUGUAAAAAAAAAUGUGCCUAGACAUUCCAUUGUUGUCCCCAUAACCUAGGUUUAAGCUGUCAUUUAGCUCCUAGCUUUCAUCUGUUUCUAACAACAGAAUUAGAUCUAGAGAUUUUUGUCUGGCAUUUCUAAUUACCUGGUAGUAUUAUUCUCUGGAGUAUAUUACACUAUGAUAAUAUAGGAAAUAAUGGUGUUGAAAUAAUAUCAUUUUCCUAUUUAAAGAAAAAGUAAAGCAGAUAUUCUUAUAACCAUUUUGUUUUCCAUGUGGCUAUGUGCACCACCUUUAUGUUGGAAAGCGUGGAGAAAAAGGUCUAUAAUGUUAAUUUAAUAUUUCAGGAAAACAAAGAAAAUGCAGUUGGACCUCUAUGGACCCAAGUGGAUGACAUGUUGGAGGAAAACUUAGCUUCUCCAAAAGCUUUAAAGUCUCCUGUCAUAUUGAAGCAGAUUUCUUUGGCUGAAAACUGUAGCCCUCUGGCUAGUACAAAAACAAACUGUAGCCCCCUGGCAGUUGUUUUUGAACCAGCUAAAACAAAAAGCCAGCACAUGUCCUUUAACCAGACCUCCUUACUCAAAAGAAAUGGAAAAGAGAAAGUGCUGAAAACAGCUGCACCACCCAUCUUCAUUCCACCCCUUUCAGAGAAGCGUGCGCUUGGCUCAUAUUGUGGUAGGAUAGUAGAAUCUAAAAUAAACUCCUUCAGAAGAAAACCAGAACAUGAGAAUAGGAGGCACACUAUGGCUGCUGCUCCUAAAUCAGCAGUGAGGACUCAAUCCACAAGCAGCAUUACAGGCAAAAAGGAUGAUAGAGUCACCAGCACAGUUAAUACUUCUAAGUCUGUUGCUAUUGCCAAACCUGCAGCUGUUCUCUCACUUCAAGCCAGGCCUCCUGUGAAGGUGCCUGUUGGGCAGCCAAAGCCCAUUCUGAACCAUGAGACAAAAACUAUCAAUAGAACACCAGUGAAUAAUGGGGCAUCCCAAAGAAAUCCUAAUAGGAAUGGGAAGCUCGUCAGUGCUAACGGAUCUGUGCACAGAACAAAGAAAAAUGCUCCAACGAAAACUGGACUUGGCCCACAUUUAACAGGACCUGUUUCUGAAGCUCGUGGUGCUAUCUCAGCUUUGAAAUCAGCUGACGGCGUCAGAAAACAUAAUCCAGCGAAACCUGCAAAAGGAAUAAGGUAAUAGAAAGGUGUGGGGAUAACAUUGGCUUAGAUCUCUGUGAAUUUAGGAUAUGCACAAGUUAUUUUGCUCAAAAACACAAGCAAAAUUCUUUUGAGGUCAACUUUUUAGGUGUAGGAUACUGAUACAGUGGUACCUCGGGUUACAGACGCUUUGGGUUACAAACUCCGCUAACCAGGAAGUGGUUGCUCCAGGUUAAGAACUUUGCCCCAGGAUAAGAACGGAAAUCACGCACCAGCAGGAAGCUCCAUUAGUGAAAGCAUGCCUCAGGUUAAGAACCAUUUCAGAUUAAGAAGGGACCUCUGGAACGAAUUAAGUUCUUAACCCAAGGUACCACUGUACUAUACACAGGUGGGGAACCUCUGGCCUGCAGGCCACGCUUGGCCCACAGUGGGGUCCAAUUUGGCAUACCAGUCCAUUUUCCUCAAGUCAAACCUACCUCUUGUUUACUACCAGUUAUUUACCCAUGGUUAGGCAUUUGGUGCGCCAUUGGGUUACAUCUGCAUUGGGUCUGUUGCAUGGCCUAUUCCUAAUUACAUUAUGGGGCAAAGCAGAAUGUUGAUAACUUAGUAAUAUACUGACUUGUUUGUAGAACCCGACCAGCUGAACGGCCACCAUUGACAGGGCUAAAGAAGCUGCCACCUCCCAUAUCUGUUUAUACUCUGCCUGAAAGAGAAUCCUUUCAUCAAACUAUAAAAGAACCAGUUGAAUCCUUCUGGUCUGCCCUUGCAGAUGAAGAUGAACAAGGACUACUGAGUGACAGCGUCAAUAAGACCCUUGUGGAAUGUCUGCACUUAAUUGAGGAGGUGAGGCCUCUGUUAAGCCACAGUCAUGAGGAAAUAAGCUUUUGUAUAUGUUCAAUACUUUCACUCAGCUCUGUAAGACCAUAAAAGGCAAGACCAUGUUGGAUUUUAAGGGGAAAUUGGGUUGUUUUGGGAGACAUUUUUAACGGAUGAUUUGUUAUACCUUGGUGGUAGAACGUAUGCUUUGCAUGCAGAAGGUCCUCCUAGGUUCAGUCAUUCUCAUAUCCAGGUAGUGCUGAGAGAGACUGCCAAAGGUUUGAUUUAGUAUAAGGCAAGCUUCCUGUGUUCCUAGGUUCCUUAAUGAUAAAAUCCUGCUGUGUUUGCAAGAACUUCUCCAUUAUACGUGGGACCAGAUGAAUUCAUGCUGUACAAAAUAAAGUCACAUUUUCCCCAUGAGUUGUUUUCGUUUUGAGGUGAUCACACAAGUAUGAGGCAGAAUAUAAUCCGAACAGAUGGCUCCUGAGGGAAAAAUUCUGCUGUUAGAUAUUUGCUUAGGAGAUAAACCCCUUGCAGAACAUGGGGAAUAAUUCAUGAGCAGGGAUAAAGAUGCUAUUGGCUCCCCCUUGCAGGCCUAACCCACUUUCAAUUUAAGAUGAACAAUAAGAGGAGUAACUGGUGGUCCACAGAUUUGUUAGUCACUGGUAACAAUCUUUAGUUCUGUUGACUGGACCUCAGUCAGCACAAGCCGUAUUGCAGAGGACAGAGAGGUCCAGCGUGCUUAUUUAGGGUGGGUUGCAACAGAGGAGAUCUUCCCCAAGUUCUGUGCUAAAUACGGGGAGGCAUUGGGUCUCUGCUGUACCCUAGGCUUUGAAGACAUGGUCCGUAGUCUUUGAAAACUUAUACCACAAGAAAUCUGCUAGUCUAUAAAAAGUGCUGCAAGAGUUCAGUGUCACUGUAACAGAUUAACCAGCAACCUCUGGAAUUCAUAUUACAUAACAACUUUUAAAAAGUAAGCCAACAUAUAAUCUAUCUUUAGGGUUAUCCAGGUCAUGACAUACAUUCCACUUUGGAAAAGCUGAGCUUGUCUGUGCCAGAUGCAAAGAAAUUUGCCAAAUACUGGGUAUGCCAGAUGCGUCUCGAACAGUUUCGCUCCAUUGAAAAGGUCCUUGCUAUCUAUGAAAAGGCAAUUCUGGCAGGAGCACAGGUAAGAAUUCUUAAAUGUUGUUAUUGUGUUAGCAUUUAUAUUUAAUUAGAGUAAUUUUAAUGCAUUCUGCAGAUGAGGCUUUAUUUUCUAAAAUUCCGUGGUUGUGUCCUCUACCACGUAAAAGCUUAUAUUUAUUGACUUUUCAUCCAAGGAACUCAAAGUGGUGUACGUACUGUAGUAUUUUAUCCUCAAAACAACUCUGUGAAGUAGAUAGCUCCAAAGUCACCUAGUGAGUUUCAUGGCCAAGUGGGAAUUUAGUCUUGAGUCUUCACAGUCUUAGUCCAACGCGAACUGCUACAGCACACUGGCUAAUUACAAUUGACUUGGGCAUGAUCUGGUACUAACAAAAUCACAUUUCUUUUAGCCCAAGGAUGAGUUACGGCGUACAUUAGCAGAUGUUAUGAAGAAAACAAAAAUCACAUCUAAACCUGGUAAGAUUAACUAUUUUUAAUUUAAGAUGGUCAUACUCCCCAACUCCCAACCUGUUGCCCUUAAUUUAAUAGUUUUAUAACAAAGCAGAAACUUUAACUGGAGAUUAUCUGCGCCCAUUAAUUUGAGUGCAAUUAUGAACAUAUUAACUUUUUUUCCUCUUUUUCCUUUGUUCCUUAAAGCAUCUGGCUCCUAACCUUCUUAGCCGUAACUCUGUUGCUAUCGUUCCACAUUCUAAAAGCUGAAAUGUAUAGUCGGUGAAGAUAUUUCUGUCCUUGGUUUGCUAUACUGUGACUCUGCUUGUUGCCUACAUUUUAAAAUUACCUUUCUGGAAAGAUGGACCAUUCUUCAUCAGGUUUUAUCAAGAUACUUAUUUUGAACGUAUAGUCGCAACUUGUUUGGAAAUACAACCAUUCAUCCUAUUUUUGUAACAAAAAUGUGCUACAAAUUCUACUUCAUAGUGAAUGUGAUUUAACUAUCAAAAGAUAUGGUUCUAGUCUACAUUGAGUAAGUUAACCCCUGAAUUUCAUUUUUUUUCACAGGAAAAUGUUCUGGGUCACCUUGACUUAUGACAGUGUAUUUCUAUUUUCAGAGGAAUGUGUGGAAAAAGAAAUCACUCUAAAUCAUGAGGCCGAAGUUCACUUAGAUGAAGAGAAGAUAGAAAACGCUUUCAAGGAAUUAAAUGUCAAUAACAAGAUGGAGUCUGGUAAUGAAGUGACUUCUCAAAAAGCAGAGGCUUGUUUGAAGUCUGAACAAGAGAGCAUUGCAGUUGAAGAAAGGCACCAAAAUAAAGAAGAGAAGCCUACAGUUCUCAAAAAUGAAGAGCAGGAUAGCGGCAAUGCAGAGGGAGAGAGAAUACUAGAGUUCCCAACUCCUGAAACUGACAAAGGGGGCUCGUACUUAAUUAAGUAUAACUUGUCAACUACUCCCUCCUUGAUAAGGUAAGUUGCCUCUUCAGGUUUACAUUCUCUAUCCGGUUUCGAAUGUGGGUGGGUCACUAUAUUUGACACCUUUGUUCAAUCUCAAGCUGAAUAGAGAACUCAGUAAGUAUUUGGGGGGGGGUGAUUCUGCCAGGUAUGGCUUAUUUAUUCAUUUAUUUUGCAAGCCUUUCAAGGGAUAUCAAAGUAAAACUUGCAACUGAGAAAGAUCAUUCCAGUGAACCACAACAAGUCCUAAUCUUCUCACCCAGCUCUCCAGUUCAGUUUGAGAUUAGUGCUGUAGAGAGAAUAACUUAAUUACCGUAUUUUUCGCUCUAUAGGACGCACCUUGUUUUAGAGGGGGGAGAACAAGAAAAAAAAUUCUCCCCCUCUCUGCCCAGCGCCCCUUCAGCGAAGCGGCAGGAGGCACUGUGCAGAGAGGGGGAGAAUUUCCCCCCUCUUGUUUUCCCCCUCCAAAACAAGGUGCCGUUUAAGGUGCGUUCAGCCGCCUUCAGGCGGCUACCUUGGAAGCCUGCAGAGCGAGAGGGAUCGGUGCGCACCGACCCCUCUCGCUCUCUAGGCUUCAGGUUCCUUUCGACCUGCUCUUUGGAGCUGGCGGGGGGAAGCCCACCACCAGCCCCAAAGAGCAGGUCGGGGAGCAGUGGAAAGGCGCGCAGCGGAGAGGCUGCUGCCAUAGUCGUGCAUCACCUCUCCAACCAGGAGAGGGUCGCGGGGGGCUUCUUUAGCCUUGCGCGCGCUCUCCCGGCUGGAGAGGUGGCGCACGGCUAAAAAGGCUCCUGCCAUAGCCGCGCGUCACCUCUCCAGCCGGGAGAGGGUCGCGGGGAUAUGGCUUCUUCGCUCCAUAGGACACACACAUAUUUCCCCUUCAUUUUUGAAGGGGAAAAAGUGUGUCCUAUAGAGCGAAAAAUAUGGUAAUAUUCAGUGUCAAACUUUAUGUCUGCUUGCAUUAUAACAAGUUGUAAUCUUGCAAAUAUUUUGUAUUUAUGGCCUACCUCUUUUCCCUCCCUCAUUGAUCUCCAAGCACAAAUAAAAAAAUGCAGGGUGACGGUAACCAUCCUGCAAUCAAGGAUCUGAAAUUUUUAACUCCUGUGAGACGUUCUAGCCGCAUACAAAAGAAGGUGUGUAAGUUGCCAGAUAUGUUGAAAGACCACAACCCUUGUGUUUCUUCACUUGAACAACUUGAAGAAUUCGGAGCUGAAGGCAUUGGUUUCAUCUACAGACACAACAGUGCACUGCGCAAACUCUGUACCCAACAAGGUCAAGAGUGAUUAUGGCACAAUUUUAAGGUUUCUUUGAAAUGAUCAGAAACAACACGAGUGACAUUGCUUUUGAUGCAACUAAUAAUAGCUGUAUUGAAUAGAAAAGGGUCUCAUGGGUGUAUAAGGUGUGAUGUAUUUUAACAGUGAGUAACGCUUGGUCAUCUAUUUGGUUUAUGGAUGUGACCAUCAAAGUGGUUUUCCUUGGUUAUGUUUAGUAAUAUGCCUUUAAUCUGCAAGUGUAAGUUCUAAGAAUAAGGUGGUCUUUUAUUGUGUGUGUAUUUUUCAUUUUCAAAUAAAAUAAACAUCUCUGAAUCGUGCUCCAGUACAGACGUAAUGCUCACAUUCCUAACCAUGGUUAAGAAAUGUGAAGCAGGUCUUGAGAUGGCACACUCAUAACUUCCUCUGGCCUUAACUCUAAUUCAAUUCUAGCAGUAACUACUAACCCUACUAUUCAGUAUAUACAAUUUUUUCAAUCUCUUGUAAAACUUGUCUCUAAAAUUUAGUGCUAUCCCUUUAAAAGCCUGUUUGUAUAACUUUUCCAUAGAACUUUUCCACUGCAGAAGUUUAAAAACAUUUUAAAUGAAUGUUUAAAUCUUGGUUUAUAGUAACACAUGUUUAAAAUAAAAUAAUUUAUAUCC
This is a messenger RNA of Podarcis lilfordi (Lilford's wall lizard), 9863 nucleotides long. NCBI's taxonomy places the organism in Eukaryota, Metazoa, Chordata, Lepidosauria, Squamata, Lacertidae. The record is from the annotation of a GenBank genome assembly.